Messenger RNA from Nannospalax galili (Upper Galilee mountains blind mole rat), 2492 nucleotides. RefSeq names its product prolyl-tRNA synthetase 2, mitochondrial (gene Pars2). Gene Ontology annotation, molecular function: proline-tRNA ligase activity; ATP binding. NCBI's taxonomy places the organism in Eukaryota, Metazoa, Chordata, Mammalia, Rodentia, Spalacidae. The transcript is spliced from 2 exons. Bases 365 to 1792 code for a protein of 475 amino acids. The record is from RefSeq and is a predicted model, not a curated record. Gene Ontology annotation, cellular component: cytoplasm; mitochondrion. Gene Ontology annotation, biological process: prolyl-tRNA aminoacylation.
GUCGCGGGAUGUGUGAGGCCGCAGGGAUGACCACUUUCUGGGCAUGCACAUCCAGGACUGCUAUCCUUUUUCCCACGUGCGCCCCGCCCUUGAGUUGGGGAGGAGUCACAACCGCAGGUUGUUGGAUAGUGGGCGUCCCUGAUCUCAGUUUCCCCCUCUGAAAUGAAGACUGCACUUCCGUUCUGGUCAACCACACGUGGUCGUGAGACUCACGGAGUUCCUAGAAGGGCCCCCUUUGGAACCCGGUGCCUGAGCCACCUUCCUGUUUUACGAAUAGAAGUGAUGAAGUCACCCCAACCAGGGUCACCCCGUAGUGAAGGCCGAGACAGUUUAGAGGUGCCAGGCUCCCCUGUGCCAAGGUGUCAUGGAAGGGCUGCUGACAAGAUGCAGAGCACUCUCUACCCUGGCCACCUGCAGCCACCAGCUCCCCAGGUACGUUCCCCACAGGCAUCACCAUUGUGCACCAGAGAGAGGACAGCGCUUGGUAUUAUCCCGUGUGUUCCAGCCGCAGAAUCUUCGGGAAGACCAGGUCCUCUCUCUGGAGGGCAAAUCUAGUGACCUGACCUGUAAGAGUCAGCGGCUGAUGCUACAGGUGGGCUUGAUCCUCCCUGCAAGUCCUGGCUGUUACCACCUCAUGCCCUACACUGUUCGUGCCAUGGAAAAGCUUAUUCGGGUGAUAGACCAGGAGAUGCAGGCCAUUGGGGGACAGAAAAUCAACAUGCCCAGCCUCAGCCCAGCUGAGCUGUGGCAAGCCACCAGCCGCUGGGACCUGAUGGGCAGGGAGCUGCUGAGACUGAAAGACAGGCAUGGCAAGGACUACUGCUUGGGACCAACUCACGAGGAAGCAGUCACAGCCCUGGUUGCCUCCCAGAAGAAACUGUCCUACAAGCAGCUUCCUUUGCUGCUAUACCAGGUGACAAGGAAGUUUCGGGAUGAGCCCAGGCCCCGCUUUGGUCUUCUCCGUGGCCGCGAGUUCUACAUGAAGGACAUGUACACCUUUGACUCCUCUCCCGAGACUGCCCAACAGACCUAUAGCCUAGUGUGCGGUGCCUACUGUAGCCUCUUUGACAGGCUGGGACUGCGAUGGAUCAAGGCCCAGGCAAAUGUGGGCAGCAUUGGGGGCACAGUGUCCCACGAGUUCCAGCUACCAGUGGAUGUUGGAGAGGACUGGCUUGCAAUCUGUCCCAGCUGUCACUUCUCAGCCAACACAGAGACACUAGACUUGUCACAAAAAAACUGCCCUACAUGCCAGGGCCCACUGACAGAAACCAAGGGCACUGAGGUGGGGCACACGUUCUACCUGGGUACCAAGUACUCCUCCAUUUUCAAUGCACAGUUCACCAAUGUCCAUGGUGAACCAUCACUGGCUGAAAUGGGGUGCUAUGGCUUGGGAGUGACACGCAUCUUGGCUGCUGCCAUCGAAGUUCUUUCUACAGAAGACUGCAUCCGCUGGCCCAGCCUCCUGGCCCCUUAUCAAGUCUGCCUCAUCCCACCUAAGAAGGGCAGUAAGGAGGCAGCAGCCAUAGAGCUCAUGGGGCACCUGUAUGAUGAUAUUGUGGAAGCAGUGCCUCAGCUCCGAGGAGAGGUUCUCCUGGACGACAGGACACACCUGACUAUCGGAAACAGACUGAAAGACGCCAACAAGCUUGGCUACCCCUUUGUAAUCAUUGCUGGCAAGAGGGCCCUGGAGGACCCUGCACACUACGAAGUGUGGUGUCAGAACACUGGUGAGGUGGCCUUUCUCAACAAAGAGGGGGUCAUGGAAUUACUGACCCAUGUACAGGUUAUUUAAGUCCCAGCUUGCUGUCCCCUUUUAACACUGCAGUCCACUUCUCUUGAGUGGUCUCUCCAGAAACAGCCACUUGUAGAAGGUGGGACCAAGUUAGGGAAACCUGUAUUUGACUCAUCAUUUGUUGUGAUGAUUUGUAUUUAGUUGUUUAGCCUCUCUGGGCUGGUCAUACUACCAAAUGCCAUUCCUUUUAUAUUACUUGUGGACACUUCUCUUAGGAGACUGAGAGGCAAAAGGAAACUGAGUCACCUCUCAGUAGAGUUUCCUAAGUGUAAGAAGGGAAUGGCUGAAAGCUGGGGACCACCCUUCCCCCACCCCACCUCACAGUCAGACCACAGGCCCUGCACUUCAUUCAGUCCAGAGCAGACCCCUUAGCCCUUCUCCACCGGGAAGACAAGAGCUCGAGAGUCGGGGACUUGAUUGCCACCAACUCACUAGUAAUUUAAACAUGAAUUCCCCUGCUGAGGCCCCAGUUUCCCUGUCUGUGACAGGAAAUGGAGUUAGAUCUGCAAGGUGUUUAAAGCUAUCACUGGGUGGCUCCACUAAGACAUAGAUCUGCUUCAUUGUUCCUCUUAAGUGUCCCCAAAAGUUGGCAUAAUUGCCUCAUGGCCCACAAACUACCUCCAGAGACUUUGCCCUACUGGGGUGGCUUAAGCAUGAGAUCAUGUUCUAUUAAUUGAAUAAAGCCAAACUUUUGGAAUGA